Messenger RNA from Neopsephotus bourkii (Bourke's parrot), 3611 nucleotides. RefSeq names its product rhomboid 5 homolog 1 (gene RHBDF1). The transcript has 16 exons. Lineage: Eukaryota; Metazoa; Chordata; Aves; Psittaciformes; Psittacidae. Gene Ontology annotation, molecular function: serine-type endopeptidase activity. The coding region runs from base 1078 to 3273 and encodes 731 amino acids. Gene Ontology annotation, biological process: regulation of protein secretion; regulation of epidermal growth factor receptor signaling pathway. Gene Ontology annotation, cellular component: endoplasmic reticulum membrane. The record is from RefSeq and is a predicted model, not a curated record.
GGAGGCAUUUGAAGACAGUUGGGUCAGUGAGGUCAGGUGAGAUCCAGCAGUUGCCCACGUAACCUCACACUAGCCAAAGGAUCUGUUCUGGAUCCUCUGGAGAGGCUGAGGGCAAUGUGUGCUGGUUUGCAUCUGGAGAUUUUAGCUGGAAAGGCUGUGGAUUUCACAUCUUUUUACACGGGGGCAAGACAUCUUCACUUGUUGGUUGAUGGUUUUUACUUGGUGUUGUACAAAACACGAGAAUACUUCCCUGUCUGUAGUGCAGUGACUCAGUUCCCUUGUGUGUGACCUAAUUCUAGAUUUAAUGCAGCCUUUAUUCCAGUAUAUCUUUUCAUAAUCCCUUUGUGAUCUGGGAGGUCUUGCUUCUCAGCAGCUGGAAAUCCUGCUCCUGAGCAGGGGGUCUGAGGCCAGGACAUGGGAUUUGGCUUGGAAGGAGUUUCAGGUUUUGACACCUGGGCCAGACAACUGUAGGCUGACGCAGCUUGUCAUCUUCUGAGGAAAAAUUAAUCACAGUGGGAAAAGGUUGGCAGGGCUGUGCUGAUCUUUGUAGGUGUAGGGUAUCAGCUGCCCUGCUUUAUUUGAAGUAGGUUGUUAGUCUGACUUAUUUGCUCCCUCUCUGCCUUCCUUGGGAUUUUGCUUCUGAUCAACUGCUCUUCUGUGACAGCAGCCACUUGGCAGCAGACCUACCUCAAGGCUGCAACCUUGUGCUCCUGCCUCUGCAACCAGCAGCUUAGAGCUGUGUGUGUUUGCCUUAGCAGAGAUCAGGACCAGAGGAAACAUUUGUUACCUUUGAGCAGGAUAGAAAUCCUGCAGCAUGAGAUGGAGAAGUUGGGAGUAUCCUGAGAGUGUGGGGGAGGAUGGGGGAGAACAGUGAAUUCUGGUGGCUCUUGGGAGAAGCUCCAGAGCCAUGGAACAGUGCAAUCCCACAAUGGUGAUGUACAGAUGCCCUGGAGAUGAGGCACAGCGGACUGGUUUGGGGUGAGCAAAGACAGUGACGCUACUCAGAAAUGGCAGAGAAAGAGCCUCCGCCACUGCAGUCUGCGGUAUGGGAAGCUGAAACCUCAGGUCAUCCGAGAAAUGGACUUGCCCAGUCAGGACAAUAUUUCUCUAACAAGCACAGAGACUCCUCCUCCACUGUAUGUUGGACCCUGCCAGCUGGGCAUGCAAAAGAUCAUAGACCCCUUGGCCCGCGGCCGAGCUUUUCGCAUGGCUGAUGACAACGAUGGCUUCAGCAUCCCACACACACCGAUAACACCCGGUGCCACAUCGCUCUGCUCCUUCACCAGCUCCCGCUCAGGGUUCAACCGCCUUCCACGGCGGCGGAAACGGGAAUCUGUCGCUAAAAUGAGUUUCCGAGCAGCUGCAGCUUUGGUGAAGGGGCGCUCAGUGAAGGACAGCACCCUGAGGAGAGCUCAGCGGCGCAGUUUCACCCCAGCAAGUUUCCUGGAGGAGGACACAGUGGAUUUUCCAGAUGAGCUUGACACUUCUUUCUUUGCUCGGGAAGGAGUCCUUCAUGAGGAGCUCUCUACUUACCCAGAUGAAGUGUUUGAAUCACCAUCAGAAGCUGCAAUCAAAGAUGCAGAGGUGAAACCCCAGGAUCAGACAGAUCUCACAGGAGGGGCCUUGGACAAAAAUGAGCUCGAAAGAAGCCACUUGCUACUCCCACUGGAGCGAGGCUGGAGGAAGCAGAAGGAUGGGGCCCUGGCACAGCCCAAGGUCCGCUUGCGGCAGGAGGUGGUGAGUGUCAGCCCACAGAAGCGUGGCCAGCGCAUAGCUGUCCCUGUCAGGAAGCUCUUUGCCAAGGAGAAGAGGCCGUAUGGCCUGGGCAUGGUGGGGAAGCUGACGAACCGCACAUACCGCAAACGCAUCGACAGCUAUGUCAAGCGGCAGAUCGAGGACAUGGAUGAUCACAGGCCUUUCUUCACUUAUUGGGUCACCUUUGUGCAUUCACUCAUUACCAUCCUCGCUGUGUGCAUCUACGGCAUUGCCCCUGUGGGGUUCUCGCAACAUGAAACUGUUGAUUCAGUCUUACGAAACAGAGGGGUUUAUGAAAAUGUCAAAUACGUUCAGCAGGAAAACUUCUGGAUUGGCCCCAGCUCAGAGGCCCUGAUCCACCUCGGGGCCAAGUUCUCACCGUGCAUGAGGCAGGACCAGCAAGUGCACAGCUUCAUCAGUGCCAAGCGGGAGAAGGAGAAGCACUCUGCUUGCUGUGUGCGGAAUGACAAAUCGGGCUGUGUGCAGACCUCAGAGGAGGAGUGCUCUUCCACGCUGGCCGUGUGGGUGAAGUGGCCCCAUCACCCCAGCACACCGAUGUUGGCAGGAAACAAGAGGCAGUUUGGGUCUGUUUGUCAUCAGGACCCCAGGGUGUGUGAGCAGCCAGCCUCGAUGGAGCCACAUGAGUGGCCAGAUGACAUCACCAAAUGGCCGAUCUGCACAAAAAACAGUGCUGGGAAUUACACCAACCACCUUCACAUGGACUGUGUGAUUACAGGCCGGCCCUGCUGCAUUGGGACCAAAGGAAGGUGUGAAAUAACCUCCCGGGAAUAUUGUGAAUUUAUGCGGGGCUAUUUCCAUGAAGAAGCAACACUCUGCUCUCAAGUGCACUGCAUGGAUGACGUCUGUGGACUUCUCCCUUUCUUAAAUCCAGAAGUCCCUGACCAGUUCUACCGCCUCUGGCUCUCACUUUUCCUCCAUGCUGGGAUCCUGCACUGUCUGGUUUCAGUCUGUUUCCAAAUGACGAUCCUGCGGGACCUAGAGAAGCUGGCAGGAUGGCAUCGCAUCUCUAUCAUCUACCUUCUCAGUGGCAUCACUGGGAACCUUGCCAGUGCAAUAUUUCUACCCUACAGAGCAGAGGUUGGCCCUGCAGGAUCCCAGUUUGGGAUUCUGGCCUGCCUCUUUGUGGAGCUCUUCCAGAGUUGGCAAAUCCUGGCACGCCCAUGGAGGGCUUUCUUCAAGCUGCUGGCUGUGGUGCUCUUUCUCUUUGCAUUUGGCCUCCUGCCUUGGAUUGAUAAUUUUGCUCACAUUUCAGGAUUUAUCAGUGGUUUCUUCCUCUCCUUUGCCUUCCUGCCCUACAUUAGCUUUGGGAAGUUUGAUUUAUAUAGGAAGCGAUGCCAAAUUAUAAUUUUCCAGCUCAUCUUCAUUGCACUCUUCUCAGGACUGGUGAUUCUGUUCUAUUUCUACCCCAUCAAGUGCGAGUGGUGCGAGUUCCUCACCUGUAUACCAUUCACAGACAAAUUCUGCGAGAAAUACGACCUGGACGCACAGCUCCACUGAAAGGCAAAGGCUGGCUUCUCGAGCAGGCACUGGAGAGAGAUGUCUUUGCGUUUGCUGUGCCAGUUCCAUGUGGACAAAGCCUCUAAUCCAAUGACACUUCUAACCCUGCCCAUGGUUAAUUUAAACUGUCUCCUUAGCACUUGGCAGGCAUGUUUUUGCCUUAUCUCAGAAGACUCUGAAAACGGAACAUUUGUGCCUUGUUCAAUUGUAUUGAACCUUUUUUGCUGCCAUUAUUUUUAUUACACUAGUUUCAAUACUACAUUUUUAACCAGAGUUGUUUACUACUGCUGAGGUGGUGAUUAAAUGGUAAGGUAGCGUUUUAGCUACUGUUAAUUGUU